AAAAAAAAAAAUUCCAUACUCAUCCCCUUUGAUCGAUCGCAGGCAAACCACCAUGCAGCCGCCUCUGAUGACCCGUUACCACCGGCGGAUUAGACGGGCAAAACUGAGAGCUCGUUCGGAACUCGAUAUCUUUCAAUGGGACAAACACCAAUUCGCCAAACAGGACUUUACGAUUCCGGAAUCCUACGACACACUUCAAAGGAUCGACUAUGACAAAGUCUCUAGGGAGGAGUUCAUCGAGCAAUUUGAAGAAAAAUGCCAGCCGGUCGUAAUCCGAGGAGUAACUGAAGGUUGGGGAGCCUGCAAGAACUGGAACUCUGAGACAUUCCUCAAGAAGUAUUACUCGCAGCCGUUUAAAGUGGGAGAGGACGACGAUGGCAACAACGUGUAUGUCAAAAUGAAAUACUUUCUGCAGUACGCUGAAACAGACGGACUCAAGGACGACUCGCCUCUUUACAUCUUCGACUCUGGAUUCGUCAAGCGCAAGUUAACACCUGUGCAAAAGAGACGCAUCUCGUCCUCGUCCUCAUCGUCCUCGUCUUCGUCAGAGAGAAAGGUCAAGAGAUCGCCUCACUCAAAGGGUGAUUCCUCCAGCAGUGGAGGCGAAGCAGGUGUCGUCGGAAGCAAAAGACCUCGCUCUGGAUCAAGUUCGCCUACAGCGGGCUCAAAAAAGGCCAUUCGCGUCUUCGGGAAGAGGGACAGCGCAAACAGUAGCCGAGUGGAAUCUGUUGAUGACGAGUCCAAGGAACGCCCAUCCAAGCGUGAGGAGGAGCAUGCGAGUACAUUACUUGACGACUUUAUCGUACCAAAAUAUUUCAAGGACGACUUGUUCCAGUUAUCUGGGGAUCGAAGGAGGCCACCUUUCCGCUGGUUUGUCGUGGGAGGCGCUAGAAGUGGCACUGGCAUCCACGUUGACCCUCUUGGAACCUCCGCCUGGAAUACGCUUACUUCAGGACAUAAACGGUGGUGCCUCUUUCCGCCAGGCAUACCCAAGAGCGUCUACGACCCACCCAUGAAGCCCUUUGAUCGGGAAGCUGUCUCUUGGUACCAUCACGUCUAUCCGCGCUUUGCAGAAAACGACUUUGAGCUUGGCAAGAAAUAUGGCAUGAUUCAAGUUAUUCAGCACCCUGGCGAGACUAUGUUCGUGCCAGGUGGAUGGCCCCACAUCGUUAUGAACCUGGACUUUACGAUCGCCAUCACACAGAACUUCUGUUCGCCCACGAACUUUGAGGCGGUAUGGCUGCAUACACGUCAUGCCCGUCCAAAGCUGGCAAAGAAGCUUCGGUCCGAGAUUGAGCGGCUGUACGCCAAAACAGGACGGUGCUUUUAUAAGGAUUUGCUGGAUAAAUGUAGGUCCCUCACAUAUGUUCCGAUGCUUCGUUUGUCCACUGACGAUAGCAGUUCCAGCAGCUCCAGUUCCAGCUCGGACUCGAGCGAUGAUUUGAGCUCGACAGAGAGCGAAAGCGACAUUGGGGAGAUCUGCAUGUGUCACAAAUGCAAGAAGAAGAGAAGGAAGGAAGCACGCCGGGCCGACAAGGAAAACAAGGAAAAGAGUGUGGUUUGAGGACAUCACCAAGCAUAUUUGCAAUAGCAUCGCAGCAACAUAGCUUGUUUCAAAUAAGGCUGUAAAUGAAAAAUAAAUUUUCGUUUGUAGAGAGCAAA
This is a messenger RNA of Gamsiella multidivaricata, 1662 nucleotides long. RefSeq lists its product as uncharacterized. The coding region runs from base 53 to 1564 and encodes 503 amino acids. Gene Ontology annotation, cellular component: cytoplasm; nucleus. Gene Ontology annotation, molecular function: histone H4R3 demethylase activity; P-TEFb complex binding. The transcript is spliced from 6 exons. The record is from RefSeq and is a predicted model, not a curated record. Gene Ontology annotation, biological process: phagocytosis. Lineage: Eukaryota; Fungi; Mortierellomycota; Mortierellomycetes; Mortierellales; Mortierellaceae.